This is a messenger RNA of Postia placenta MAD-698-R-SB12, 1527 nucleotides long. RefSeq lists its product as hypothetical. The record is from RefSeq and is a predicted model, not a curated record. The transcript is spliced from 4 exons. Bases 1 to 1527 code for a protein of 508 amino acids. Lineage: Eukaryota; Fungi; Basidiomycota; Agaricomycetes; Polyporales; Adustoporiaceae. Gene Ontology annotation, molecular function: protein heterodimerization activity.
AUGGACACAGGCGCGAAGAAACUGCUCGAGUCUGCAACAUACAAAACCCUACAUGCGCACAAUUUCUCCCGGUCGUCGUCCCAGGCGACGCUAGUCUUGACCGAUCUUCUCUCGCGUUAUAUGACGCUCCUGACGUCGACAUGCGCCAAGUAUGCUGAACACGCCGGCCGACUCAAUGUAUCGAUCAAGGACACGGCUUCUGCUCUUGAUGAGCUAGGUGUGGGUGUUGAAGACCUGAAAGAGUACUGUGCGAGCGAGGCGAGGGAGCUCUCGCGAUAUGCUGUCCACACUGCGCGAAGGACAGAAGACCUAGCCGAAUUCAAUGCUCUUCUGCUAGAUGGGCUGAGAGAGGACCGAGACGACGCGAUUCCACUUGUGUAUGCACCCAUGCCUUUGGAAGCAUUCUAUGACGAGUAUAAGGAAGAGGAGACACAGCCACCCCUUCCAUUAUCCCCCAUAUCCAAUCCGUCCACGCCGCCUCGAAAACGACCACGGACCUCGAGCUGGCGGCCUCCAUCAUAUGUUCCCGACCACCUCCCUCCAUUUCCCACCAAUUCACCUCCGCAGUCGCCGUUCCCGCGCUCGCCCACUGAGGCCAUCGCGCCCAUCCCCGUCAAGAUGGAACGAGUGGCUACACCUCCCCCGCCUCCCAUGGCCUCAUCGGCGUCGUCUGCUGAUUUCCUCACGCCAAUACCAUACUUGCAAUCGUCUCUUGCAGGAGCGCUGAUGUCACAUCUUCCACCGCUCCCUCCCAGGUCAGGCCCGCCGUCAUCACAAGCGCGCCAACCAUUACCACAGAUGCAACCUGCGCUCCUUGGCGCAUAUCAUCAUGUGUUAACGCACCCCCCUCCCUCAAAUGUCACAUCGGUAAAUCCAUCCAAGUACCGAGUGGCUUUGGCACUUCUCACCCAGGCCGAGGCACAACCCCGCUGGGAACCUGCGCCCACAUUAUUCUCCAAUACUGUCCCCAAUCCGCCCCGCGUGGCCGCGCCAGGACCAUCAUAUCCGGUCCCCGUCGCGAAGGGACCUCUUACCCCAACGGACAAAGAGCUGGAAAUUGAAAAGGAUCGCAGGUCGAACUUGCCCAAUGCCCCACCACGACCGGUAGUGUUCCCAGAGCGUGUCACACCUUUGAUAAGUCAACAGGCGUCGCGUCUGCCGACCCUAGCGCGGCAUGUGCUGCCGGGAUCGGUAUACACGCGCACAACGCGUCUCACACACCCACCAGUUCUUUCCCGUGGGGCGCAGAGACUCACGUAUGGCCCUGGCGUCGGUGCGCCAUGGAACACUAACGCGACGCCGACACCAGCCGCGCCCACCGGGAAAGGCAAGGAUGGAGCCCCUAAUGGCAAGGAUGUUGAUGCAUUACCAAGGCCCAUCCCCGACGCACGCAUGUAUGCGACGUGGGACUACGAGCCAAAGCGGUAUAACGAGUCACUCGUGGUGAAGCGCAACCGGAUUGGGAGCAUGCAGGCAACGGUGAGCCUGGCCCCUGUCAGGGGACGCAAUGAGCAUAGGGUAAGCUAG